Messenger RNA from Clavispora lusitaniae ATCC 42720, 1032 nucleotides. Its product is annotated as Smc5-Smc6 complex subunit. Gene Ontology annotation, cellular component: nucleus; Smc5-Smc6 complex. Lineage: Eukaryota; Fungi; Ascomycota; Pichiomycetes; Serinales; Metschnikowiaceae. Gene Ontology annotation, biological process: DNA repair. The record is from RefSeq and is a predicted model, not a curated record.
AUGAUGCCAUCUGCGAAUGUACUGGAGAGUCAGAUCACACAGAAGAUCCAUGAAAUCAAUACACAUUACCAAAAUUAUGGCAUCGGAGGCUUGGCCGAGGCGUACGAGGAAUUCAAGCGAGAAGUGGCUAAAGCAGAGGCGGCAGCUUAUAAAGGUGAAGCAGGGCGGUUGGUGUUGGAACGAAUCAAAGACCUCGAAAACUUGUUUGCAACAGUUACAGGAAAUGAGGUGAAAGAACUUUCCAUGUUCAUGCGAGACUCGGAGGCAUUGAAGCGAACAGCUGAGUUUGCUUCCAUUAACGCAGAAAACAUUCGGUAUGGUAAUCUUGGUGGCUCGCUUCUGUCAAAAGAGUAUACAACUGCGGUCAAAAAAUACAUGAACCCGGAUGCUUUAAUGGGCCCUCAAGACGAAGCAGACGAUCAAAUUGCUAAUCAGGAACAAGCAAAUGAAGCGUUCAAUUCAUUUAACUGGUCACGAUUAGGCCACUGGUUCUAUCUGCGAGGAAACGUUGCGGUGCCAUCAUAUUUCCUAUAUGGCCCUUUGGCUACACAAAGAAGACGGCUUGCUCCGAGGACAAGGAACGUGGACGACACACUUCACAAUCGAGAUAAAACAACGGCGCAAAAUGUGUCUGCUUCAGAAGUCCAGGACGACCCAGAACAAAGCACCUCGCAUAUGGUUCGAACAGUUUAUGGGGUUUUGAAUGAGCGGGACCACACUAGCAAAGUAAAUUUGUUUCGGUUUUUCAUCAAUCCCCAUUCUUUUGCUCAGUCGGUAGAAAACCUCUUCUACACGAGCUUUCUUGUACGUGACGGAAAAGUUAUAGUCGAUGUUGAUGACCAAAAUGUCCCGUAUGUGAAAAUCCCUGAUGAAGAUUAUGAAGAUGUGGAAGAAGGCAGUGCCAUUUCUCAUCACAUAGCCACAUUUGAUUACGAAGCAUGGAAAACUUUAAUCCGUCAGUUUAACAUAACUGAACCGUACAUUCCUCAUCGGGAUGUGGAAGAAGACACGUAUAGCGAUCUGGAUGGAUAG